GUCCUUGAUGUGGAUCACUUGAUGUUGAUCACGUUAUACAACCAGUUUGCCUUCUUUUUCACUUCAUGCGCUAUGCGUGUAUUUAAUAUAACCUGAGAAAUAACGAUUAUUGCCAUUUUAUUUAUAGAAAUACGUCGUGUUUUUAUUAUCCGAAAUUUAUUUAUACAAUGAUAAUAAAUUAUUGCGAGUGUUUUGUGUGUCAAGAAGAAAGACCGUGUUGGACUCUAACGCAACGAAGCAACAUUGAAUGAAGACGCAUUAGUUGAAAUAAUGGAAUACUGUCUUGUGCUCACUGUGCUUGUUUUGGUCGUUGGUGGUGUUUUUGGUGAAGUGGUGAAAGUGUCCGUAAAGGAGGGAGACAAAGUCACUCUAAACACUGAUAUAAUCAAAAAAGAGCAUGACAAGUUGCUGUGGUAUUUUGAAGACACUCGCAUCGCUCUGGUCAAUGGACAUCCCAACACGAGCUGUUUAUAUGAUGGAGAAGACGGGAGAUUCAGAGACAGACUGAAGGUGGACUAUGAGACUGGAUCUCUGAUCAUCACAAACAUCACAACUCAACACACUGGACGUUAUGAAGCAGAGAUCAUCAGAAGUGAGAGUUCGGGAAAAAGACAAAGUUUAAACAGAAACCGCAAGUGUGAUAGCAAAAAAAUCACCAAAAAAAUCACCAUCAGUCAUGAUGAUACCAUAAAAACUUUCAAUGUGAUCGUCACUGCUGCUCGAUCUGCUCAAGUCAAAAUCGACGAAGAGCCCCGUAUGGAGAAGAGCGAGUCUGACUUGGAUUCAGGUCUGUCUUCAGCUGCUGUAGCAGGAAUUGUUGUUGGUGUUAUUGCUGUUCUGCUGCUGACUGUUGUAGCUGCUGCUGUGAUUUACUCUCGCCGCAGGAGCUCCAGAAAUACAGCCAAGGAGAAAAACUACAAUAAAGGAUUACUGCAAAACGAUGAGGAGGUCCCAAAAGUGUGAUUAUAAAACAAGAAAAAACUGCUUACACUACUGUACCUUAAUGAAACACUGAUUGUAACACUGGACACACUCAUUUUAAGGCAAUAAGUGCACCAUUUUAGCUUUAAAAGGUAGCAUCAUAGGUUUGAUUUGGUGUGGUUUUAUCAUUCAUUUGUAAUCAUAUGAGUCUGCAAUACUUCCUAUAAUAUAUUAUAUAAUGUUUUCCAUUGCUAAUAUUUGGUAUGACUAUUUUGGUAUGACGACUGUAUGUAUUUUUGGAUGAAAUAACUGUGAAGUCUGGGCACAUCUGAACAGAGCAGGUUCUAGAAGUGACUUUGAAACUUAUGUUUCUUUGUGCAAUAAAUAAAGAUUUAGGAUGAAACAUAUACUUUAUGCACAGGACAAUUUUAGGAUUAUAUACCAGUCAAUAAUUAGCAAGUUUAUGUAUAGGUGACUAUAAUCAGAUGGUUGUACCAAAACAUUAUUCAAACAAAUGCAAACUUUUACUAUCACUGUACUGAAACUGCUGCUUCCAUUAUAUCAGAGGAUAAAUGAUCCUUCUAGCUUUGUCCAAUAACUGUAAUGUAUGUAUAAUAUUACUCAGCAUUCUGGAACUCCCAUUAAUUUCCUCUGUUGAGAAACUGAUUAAUGAUUCUGUAUAAACGACAGUGACAUGUAAGCAAUGCAAAAACUUAUUACAAAUCACGUGAAAAUUGAAGUUUGCAAUUUAAUCUAGAAUACUCAAUUUAAGUAAUGUAUCCUGAAUACUUAUAGAUUAAUUUUGAAAUGACUCUUUUAAGUGUAGCACGUUCUGCUUUACAUUUCAGGUUUAGGGAUGUGUCAGAUGUAAUUAAAACACAAACUUGACUGAUUUUCAUUUUCCAGCAAAUAAAGAUUACAACAUCUUGUUACUACAA
This is a messenger RNA of Carassius auratus (goldfish), 1859 nucleotides long. RefSeq lists its product as uncharacterized. Bases 271 to 963 code for a protein of 230 amino acids. The record is from RefSeq and is a predicted model, not a curated record. Lineage: Eukaryota; Metazoa; Chordata; Actinopteri; Cypriniformes; Cyprinidae. The transcript has 6 exons.